AUGAAUAAAUUAUUGCUCAUAAUUCUAAAUUGCUGUUUGGGUAGUUUAUUUAUGGGAUUCUGUUUGGGACAGAUGAAUGUGAUUAGCGCAGAUGUCUACAAUGUCUAUAAAAUUGAUGAUACUUUUACCAAAGGUCUGAUGCAAUGUAAGAUUAUAUCCGUUUUCAUUCAGCCCUAUUAACCAUAGGUGGAGGGCUAGGUUCCAUAUCAGCAUCAAUAUUGAUGGGGUUGUUUUCCAGAAGAAGGAGUCUCUAGAUAACUGAUCUCUUUGGGAUUAUGGCCAUAAUGAUGGCAUUCAUAGAUUAAAGCAAAUAUGCGCUUUUGGCUUCUCGUUUCUUUGUGGGUGUUGUAUUAGGACUUAAUGGAGUUCUAGUACCUGUAUAUAUAAACGAGAUGGCUCCAAAAGAGAAGGCAGGGUUUUUGGGGACGAUGAAUCAAUUGUUUAUUACUUUAGGAAUCUUGUUUACAUUUUUGAUGUCCUACUUCUAAGACAUUUCGUUGCCAAUUCCAUUUUACAAGUUGAUGCUAUAUUUGCCCAUUCUCCCUUGUAUAGUAAGAGCUAGUGCCUUGUCGACUGUGUUUAAGUAUGAAACACCCGUAUACUGUGCCAAACACCAUUUAAAGUAUCUAUUGAUUUAAAACAAAGCCAGUAAUUACAUAGAGUGUUGGAAAUGAUAUACAAUGAAAAAGGAGAAAAAAUGUACGAAUAAUUUUAAUCACAAUAAAAAUCGACAGAGAGGAGAAUCACUUUCAAUCAGUUGUUUUCAUCCAAAUAUAGAUUUCGUUUGUUCAUUGGAAUUUCUCUUGCCUCGUUACAACAGUUAGGAGGCAUAAAUGGUAUUAUGUUCUAUUCUUCUUCAAUAUUUGAUUAAGUAUAGAAUAUGUGUGUCAACUUAGGUGACUGGCCAAGCCUCUCAAAAAGUUUUUUAUUUAAAUUUAAUUGUUGGCUUUAUUGGAGUGUUUACAGCCUUAUUGGCCACUGUAAUAAUCGAGUAAUUUGGCAGGUAUGAUUAACGUGAUAUUAAAAAUCAGAAAACCCAUCUUAAAGUAUGGAGCCCUAUUGUGUUUUGUUAGUUUAUUAAUGUUAACAUUUGUAAUGUCAAAUAGUGUGGGGAAUACAACAUUUGGAUAAUAUUCAAUUGUGAUUUGUAUAUUCUCCUACCUAUUUGGCUUUGGAUUUUCCUUGGGCCCAUUACUGUUUAUUUAUUUAACUGAAAUAUUACCAGACUUAGGAGUGAGUGCCAGUGGUUUGAUGAAUUGGAUGUCUGGAGGAUUAGUAGCCUAGAUGUUUCCAAUCAUUGCCUCCUAUGACAUAUCGUAUUGCUUUGCCUUGUUUUCCAUGUUUAAUUUUAUAGCGUAUUGUUACAGUUUAAUUCGCACACUAGUUAUUUGAUUAUCCAAUACAAAGUGAUUGAAACAAAAGGAUUAGAUAAGGAAACUGUUGACAAAUAUUUUGAAAAUCAAAAGUUUGAUUACAUACCUUAUUAGGAGGCUUACCAAGAAGAUAGAUUUCGUUGAAAUAGAAAUUGC
Molecule: messenger RNA, 1529 nt
Organism: Paramecium octaurelia
Lineage: Eukaryota; Ciliophora; Oligohymenophorea; Peniculida; Parameciidae
Source: the annotation of a GenBank genome assembly